CUCAAAGGCCCGUCUGUCUGCUCUUUGCUCAGCAGUGCCAUCCGCAUUGUCAGCCUGAUCAGCCUAGAGCGCUGUUCCUCUGCCGCACGACGAUCUCGUCUUGCCUGCUGACUCCGUCGCCGCCGCCGCCGCCGUCAUCGUCCCUGGGAGCGGAGUGCGCCAUGUCUACCACUGUGCCCUCACCAGGCGGCACCCGACCUGGAAAUGCUCGAUCCGUGACUGCACCCGAGUUGGCCCAGGCCCUGGAGAAUGUGCCGACACAACAUCAAGACCGAAGCCUACGUAGCUUAAGCAUACGUAGUAAAGAGGAAGACCGGCGCUGGUCCGGCAACUCUGCAGAUGAUCAGCUCAAUGAUCUCGCAACCAUCCAGCCACCAACUCAUCGCCACGAAGUACAUGUACAAUAUCAACCUCCCUCAUCCGGCAACUCAUCAGGUUUCUCACCGGAUCCCAAGGCCCAACUCCCGGGAUCGCAAAGUGGUUGGCUGCUUAGAUACCCUCUUUCAGCAUUUCGGCUACCGACAGCACGAGCUUGGCAGACUUAUUUCAUGCAGGAGGUUGCUGGUGACAAGUAUCUUGAGUCACAACUGCUGCUCAUGACGAUCGUCACUGGAGUGCUCGACGCUAUGACCUACACAACAUAUACAGUAUUCGCUUCGAAACAAACCGGCAAUACAUUGUUUCUCGCCCUGCAUGGUCUACGCGUACAAGCUCUGCCCGCAGGUGUGGAAGAAAAUGUAGCAGUUUCGAUGGGUGUUUUCGUCUGUGGUGCUAUCUUUUUUGGGCAUAUCGGGCACAUCUCUCGCCAAAGGCGGCGAAUCUGGCUCCUUGCAUCCAACACCUUUCAGGCAUUCUUGGUCUUGGCUGCUGCUGCCCUCAGGUAUUGGUGUUCCAGGGAAAGAACGGGCCCAGGUGCACUUGGAAUACUCGCAUGUCUAGCGUUCGCUGAAUCCGGCCAGAUCGCCAACGCUUUGAAUACCAACAUGCCGGAGCUGAAUACCACUAUGAUCACAGGGGCUCUGAUUCAGCUUUGCACAGAUCCCCGCAUCUUCCAUCUGCACAACACGAAACGAAAUCGGCGACUGGCCUUUCUAAGCUCAAUGUUCAUAGGCUGCUUCAUUGGUGCUGCAGUAUUGGCGAGAUCGAGUCCUAGUGCCGUUCUUGUUGUGGCAGCCGGUCUGAAAGGCGCACUGGUACUCAGUCUGUUUUUCAAUAGAGGUAUGGUUGACAAAACAGUCUCUCUGGAGGCGGGCGAGAAGAAAGUAGAAGGUUGCGUCACGCCAGCGAGUCGUGUGUUAUGGUCCUGUUUGGGCAGGCAUUGCGAUCGAAACUGCAACUGCGCGGACGUCGUGGUCGGCAACCAUCCAAGCACGUACUGCAGCGCUCAUGAAAAUCUUCAAGACCACCUGCAACGGCUUCGCCUCCAGCGAUAUCACCUGCGCUUAGGCUCAUACUUCUCGGCUUACCAAAAGACUCGUGUCGCUGCUGCUGCGACUACAGCUAUCGCCUCGGAGGAACCUCAGCUUGGCAACUGUCUCGCCAUGGGCUUCAAACACCAACCUACGCCGCUAGGCCCUCCAGUUGUCCAGUCAGCUCACAUUUCAUCUCAUUAUCUGGAGCGAACGCGUAUUUACUCCACAGCUGCACUACUGGAAUCGAGCGACUCCACAAUGUCUUGUCAUCUGAGAGUGUCCCCACGUUCCAUUCAGAACACCUAUGUGCCGGGGUCAGGCUCAUUGCGAAGCUACAAUGUAUCAUUCAAGACCGGUGCGACUCGCGAUAUCGUCGACUAGGUAUUGCCGAAAACCAACAUAAACUCCCCCUGUUCAGGGAGGACAAAAAGGCUUGGGUGAAUAUAUAGUGCGGACGAGGUGAUCCAUAGCACGCGUACCUUUUCUCAG
This is a messenger RNA of Sphaerulina musiva SO2202, 1901 nucleotides long. RefSeq lists its product as uncharacterized. The transcript has 8 exons. NCBI's taxonomy places the organism in Eukaryota, Fungi, Ascomycota, Dothideomycetes, Mycosphaerellales, Mycosphaerellaceae. The record is from RefSeq and is a predicted model, not a curated record. The coding region runs from base 162 to 1793 and encodes 543 amino acids.